Messenger RNA from Sphaeroforma arctica JP610, 204 nucleotides. The record is from the annotation of a RefSeq genome assembly. NCBI's taxonomy places the organism in Eukaryota, Ichthyosporea, Ichthyophonida.
GCAUGAUACUCUUUGAGAACAUGUUCGUAACGCAAACCAGGUUUAUCUUCCUAGACCCCCCGUUGAUGCUCUUCAUCGCGCUCACGGUAUACACAGCCGUAAAGCUGCACAACUGCCGUGCACAGGCCUUCUCUAAACUGUGGGUCAUGUGGAUGGCUCUAACAGGACUCAACCUGGGCCUGGCUGUGAGUGUCAAGUGGAUAG